AAGACCGAGAUACACAAGGAAGAAUGGAACCGCCGGCUGCAUGAGGUUCAGGUAACCAAAAGGGACCUGAAUCGUCUGAUCAUGGACUAUUUGGUUAUCGAGGGAUACAAGUCGGCUGCAGAAGAGUUUAGUCAGGAAGCAGGUCUUCCCCCACCUGUGGACUUCGAGAGUAUCGAGAGCCGGAUGAACAUUCGAGAAGCGAUACAACGAGGGGACGUCGAGGACGCUAUCAUGCGGAUGAAUGAUCUGAAUCCAGAGAUACUGGAUACGAACCCUGCGCUCUACUUCCGGCUACAGCAGCAAAAGCUUAUUGAAUACAUCCGACAUAACCGAGUGGCGGAAGCGUUGCAGUUCGCGCAAGAGGAGCUUGCUCCGAGAGGGGAGGAGAGUCCCGAGUUCCUGUCAGAGCUAGAGCGGACGAUGGCCUUGCUUGUAUUUGAUUCUGCCUCGGCGCCAGCGGGUAUAUCGGAACUACUAUCGCCUGCUCAGAGAGUGAAGACGGCCGGGGAAGUGAACGCAGCCAUUCUAGAGAGCUCUAGCCAAGGGAAGGAAGCAAAGCUCGUUGGCUUACUCAAGUUAUUGUCGUGGGGGGAGGCCAUGCUUUCUGAACGUGCGGAAUUUCCGAGGGUAUGUGACCCCAAUUCGUGGAGCGUGCUCGGUAUUAAUGAACCAUUAGGUCGAUCUGCGAUCGCAGCUUGUGCCUGA
Gloeophyllum trabeum ATCC 11539 is the source of this 705-nucleotide messenger RNA. RefSeq names its product lish motif-containing protein. The transcript has 3 exons. Lineage: Eukaryota; Fungi; Basidiomycota; Agaricomycetes; Gloeophyllales; Gloeophyllaceae. Gene Ontology annotation, molecular function: protein binding. The record is from RefSeq and is a predicted model, not a curated record. The annotation marks the transcript as partial.